This is a messenger RNA of Brassica oleracea var. oleracea, 1540 nucleotides long. Its product is annotated as F-box/kelch-repeat protein At3g24760. The transcript is spliced from 2 exons. The record is from RefSeq and is a predicted model, not a curated record. The coding region runs from base 92 to 1216 and encodes 374 amino acids. NCBI's taxonomy places the organism in Eukaryota, Viridiplantae, Streptophyta, Magnoliopsida, Brassicales, Brassicaceae. Gene Ontology annotation, molecular function: protein binding.
UCACACGUUCUCCAUCGUUGCACUUUUCACUCAUCACCCCUCAAAGUCUCUUCUUCUUUCUUCUACGAGAAAUAAACAGAAUAAAAAAAAAAUGUCAGACACCAAUCCGGAAUCCUCAAACUUGAACGCUCUAAACACGGACGUCACAGAAUCAAUCCUGUCCCUCCUCCCAAUCCCAUCCCUCGUCCGUUUCUCCACCGUCUCCAAGCUCUGGCGCUCAAUCAUCAGCUCCCUCCCUCCUUCCUCCUCUUCCCCAUGGCUCUUCCUCUUCGGCAUCCACAACACCUCCUCCUUCCACAACCAAUCCUUCGCCUUCGAUCCCCUCUCCAACUCCUGGCUCCGCCUCCCCUUCCCCUCCCUCCCUUCCCUCCACCUCGUCGGGUCCGAUCGCUUCCUCUUCUCCACCGCUCCGAGAUUCUCCUUCUCCCCCAUCCUCAAACCUAACUGGCGUCUCACUUCCCCUGUCCGUUUCCCCAGAAUGAACCCCCUCCUCGGCGUCUUCCCCGCCUCCUCCAAGCUCAUCCUCGUCGGCGGAGUCGGAUCCAUCGGAGGGUUAGUGAACAUCGACGAUCGUUCACCCGUUCAAAUCUACGACUCCACUCUGGACUCCUGGGAGCUCUGUCCUCCCCUCCCCGAAGCUUUCCGAUCAAACGCCCACGAAACCCUAAGCUCGGCCCUCUGCAAACGCAGAUUCUACGUCUUCGAUGUCAGCUCGUGCUUCAUCUCCUCCUUUUCCUUGGAUACUUACACGUGGAGCGACGUUCAGACGCUUAGACCCCCCGGCCUCCUCUUCGCCUUCCUCAAUUCCUGUAACGACGCCCUUGUCCUCGGCGGAAUGUGUAAUUCGGAUCGGGGGUUCUCCUUUAACCUCUGGAGAGUCGAGGAAGGUUCCAUGGAGUUCAGCGAGAUCGCGAUUAUGCCUGAGGCUUUGUUGUUUGGCUUGUUGGUUGAUUGUGAGGAUGAGGAUGAUGGUCACAGGUUCAGGACUUUGAAAUGCGUUGGCUCUGGGAAUCUUGUAUAUGUGUUUAACGAAGAUGGUCAUAAGAAGUAUCCUGCUUGUGUUUGUGACAUUGGUGUGGAGAAUGGCAAGUGUAGGUGGAGGAGUCUGCCGAAUUUGCCCUCUCCUCUUAAUAAGUUUCAUAAGCUUGUUAGUUUCUGCUCCACUCUAUCCAUUAGCGACGUUUUCCACUCGGAUGAGGCUCAGAUUGAUGCUUGAGUUUGCUUUACUUAUGCCAGUGGUAAGCUAUCUUACCAUCCAUGGGGUACGAUUUAACUUAGGAUUCUUCAUCCAUUGAUGUUUUGAUAUUGCUUCUCUGAUUACUAAUGACUAAUAGUCUUGUGAAUCGCCAGUUACAAUGUAAAGUGGAGAUGAACAGAGAAGAUAAAUAAUGGAAAGUGUAUAAAGAUGGGUAUCCAUUUAUUAUGGUAAUCAUUCAUAUAUGUAAUUAGGUGAAAACUGAUUUUGUAGUUCUUCGUUAAUAUGUUGUUGCUAUGUUAACUCUUUUGUACGAUUACAUAUAGUGUAUAUUUGUUUAUCUCA